Messenger RNA from Suillus fuscotomentosus, 1299 nucleotides. RefSeq lists its product as uncharacterized. NCBI's taxonomy places the organism in Eukaryota, Fungi, Basidiomycota, Agaricomycetes, Boletales, Suillaceae. The transcript has 6 exons. Bases 1 to 1299 code for a protein of 432 amino acids. The record is from RefSeq and is a predicted model, not a curated record.
AUGGUCCACAACUGCAUUGACUGGAACGUCAUACCCGUACGUUUCUUGACGAUAUCGCACGGAAAUAAAAAGGUCGCGACGCGAAAGGGUCCAGCAUCCAAAGUUCGCGAGUUCAAAUCCCUCCAAUCUUUUGCGCACCGUAAAUUUGAUAUCCGAGACCACCCACCCUCAUCCCUGCGCUUCCGAACGACCUGCAACCUUAGCACUACACAUUUCCAGGACGACUCGACGUUUGAGGUCGAUAACGAGGCAUGGGAAGAAGAGGGCUUGGUGGACCUUGUUUGUUGUCUGGAGGUGUACUUGGAGGAGGUUAUGCCUGGUCCACCGUCCGGUGAAGAGGCCACGCAACCUGUGGAAGAGGAACAUGAGGAUACUCAUGUGCACGAACAAGUUCGAGAUUCUGACGAACUGGAAGGUGGAGAGGGAGAACACAGUGAUAUAGCAGACACCAAUGACAAUGUCGAGGAGGACGAAGCACAGGACGAGGACGAGGCGGAGAAAGAGGAACAGGAGCAGGAGAACAAAGGGGAGGAUCAAGAAGAAGACGAAAAGACAGAUGAGUUUGAGGAAAGUACAGUGCGGACUAGGCCAUCUCGUCGCCGACGAUGGUUCGUUGCGUCUGACGACGAAGAUAGUUCAAAGGCGCUUGAUCGUAGCUCGAGGCUGACCGCAGAUUUGCAGCAGACAGAGACUCUGGCUGCUGUUAUUGGUGACCCUCAUCCCUCGAUCCCGAGUACUAAGGACCAAUUGAUUACUCCUCGUGCGCAAGACACGCCGCAUGUCUCUGACACAGAACAGCCAAUGAGGAAGGAAAAGGAAAUUCCUCCUGCGCAUCGCGCACGGGUGUCGUCAGUCGCUGGAAGCUCACAAGAAGGCCCAGCCCUCUUCAGAGCACAUAAACCACUAGACCAACAUGUUAAGCAAGAGCCAAUUUCGGCAGGGCGAUUGGAGUCUCAGCCUCAAGCGAUCCAGGCGACACAGGAAUCUGAACCAGCGCCUGAGCUCACACACACCAAACUCGUCGUCAGUAUCCAGCACAAACCCUCCGCACAGCAUGCACAAUUCAGCGCGAAGCCCCAGACACGAAUAGGUAAAGUUCUCGCCGGGGCAUGCAAGAGCUUCCGCUUGGAUGUCAAUGUAGCGCAACUCUAUUUAGUGGUGGUAACGCAAAAUGAUAAGGGCUUGAAGGAGGAAGAUCAUUUCUUGUGUGAUCGAAAUGAGACAGUAGAAACCGCUAUCGUGGGCGUGGAAGGGAGGGCAAAUUUCAUGAUUCGCAUGCCUGAAGAUCCCGCAAUGUAG